AUGGAGACCUUGAGUGUGGAGGUGAACAUGUCUGUAGAGGAGGGGACAGUGAUGGCCACGCGGCUGGAAACUGCCCCCAACUUCAAGUUAUGGGCAGACUUAGAGGGAACAAAGCCCCCUCACAAUCUGCAUGUGGGGAAUAUUGGAGAAUUGCCAACAGCAGCAGCUCCGCAUCAGAUAAAAUGUGAACCAGAGGAAGGGCUGCAGGAACGUUGGGAGGCCCAGUGGCAGGAGUUUCUGAAGACGCUGCAGGCCCCGGACUCCGGAUGGAGGAACCCACGGGUGGCCGAUAAACCCACACCGUGGGAGGACGCAAAGGCUUUCCUGGCCUCUUUUGAGCAAGUUGCGUUGGCGUGCCGGUGGCCUCGAGACAAGUGGGUGACCCUCCUCCUGCCAGCCCUCAGCGGUGAAGCUGAGCAGGCCUUCGGCAGCCUUAGUGUGCAGGAGAGAGAGGAUUAUGGGAAGGUGAAGGCCGCCAUCUUGCGAAGAGAGGCCAUCGCCAGGGAGAGGCAGCGCCAGGACUUCAGGCAGUUCCGCUAUCGGGAAGCGGAGGGGCCGAGAACGGCUUAUGGCCGCCUCCGGGAAUUUUGUCAUCAGUGGCUGAAUAUUGAGAGACGCACCAAAGAGGAGAUCUUGGAGCUGCUGGUUCUGGAACAGUUUCUGGCCGUCCUGCCUCAGGACAUGCAAAACUGGGUCCGGGAAUGCAGCCCCGAUACCUGCCUGCAGGCAGUGGCCUUGGCAGAGGAUUUCCUGGUAAGGCAGAUGGACGUGACAAGACUAAAAGAGCAGGUUCCACCACCCAACAUUUGGGCCCAGCACCUCUGCAGGGAUGCCAAGCAGGAGCAGGCUGAGGAGGCAGCAUCACUGGGAGAUGAACAGACCUGUGAGGACAGAUUUCGGCAAGAUGACCCAGAGCGAAGGGAAUCGAGACUCAUAUGGCUAGGAGGAAGCCAGGUUUCUCCAUAUCAUGGCGGGAGUGAAGUAGAACGCAAAAAGGAAGGUCUAGUGGAUAAAGCAGAGGGUAAAUGUGAUCAGACCGGAAGCAGAACGUGCCAAGACAUCCACCUUUCCGGAAGAAGUUUCAGAUGGAGCUCAGAUCUCCAAGUGCACGAGUGUACCCGAUCGGGCGGAGCAUAUAAAUGCACCAAGUAUGGGAAGAUUUUUGGUCAGAAGGGAGGCCUUACAAGGAAUGAGAGAACUCACCUGGGAGAGAAACCGUUCAAGUGCUCGCUGUGUCCAAAGAGUUUCACAAGCAGCUCCAGCCUCGUCGUGCACGAGCGAAUCCACAAAGGCAAGAAGCCGUACAAGUGUUCCGCGUGCGAGAAGAGCUUUGGCCGCAAGGGGACGCUGAUCAUACAUGAAAAACUCCAUGCCACGGGGAAACUGUAUAAGUGUUUUGGGUGUCCCAAAAGUUUCGCCAGCUGCUCCAACCUCGUUGCCCAUGAGCGAAUCCACCGGGGCGAGAAACCCUACAAAUGUUCAAAGUGCGGGAAGGGUUUCAGUCAGAAGGGGACCCUUACGACACAUGAAAAAAUCCACUUUGGAGAAGAACCUUUCAAAUGCUUGGAAUGCGGGAAGAACUUCUGCCGAGCCACGAAGCUGAGGGACCACCAGAGGAUCCACACCGGGGAGAAACCGUAUCAGUGUUCGACGUGUCAGAAAAGUUUCACCGACGGCUCCAACCUCAGUAGACACGAGAGAGUUCACACAGGAGAGAAGCAGUUUAUAUGCUCUGAGUGUGGGAAGAGCUUCAAUCAGAAGGGUAACCUGCUGAUACACGAGAGGAUCCACACUGGAGAGAAGCCGUUUAAAUGUUCGGCGUGUGGGAAGAGUUUCAGUCAGAAGGGAAACCUUGCGAAACAUGAAAAAACUCACACAGGGAGGGAAACAUUGUAAGGGCAUUUGACUCUGAACUGGGCACAGGAUUGUUGUGUUUGGCCCUGAUCUUGUUCACAUUGAUUUGGAAGGAAGGACCCCCUGUUUUCCAUGGGCUUUAUUUUCCAAUUGGAUCCUAAUGUGCCAGAGCACCUCCGUAGGAAUCGAGAGCAGUGUUCCCUCUAAGCUGAGUUAGUGUGAGCUAGCUCACAGUUUU
This is a messenger RNA of Gekko japonicus, 2092 nucleotides long. Its product is annotated as zinc finger protein 397-like. The record is from RefSeq and is a predicted model, not a curated record. Gene Ontology annotation, molecular function: DNA-binding transcription repressor activity, RNA polymerase II-specific. The transcript is spliced from 3 exons. The coding region runs from base 1 to 1896 and encodes 631 amino acids. NCBI's taxonomy places the organism in Eukaryota, Metazoa, Chordata, Lepidosauria, Squamata, Gekkonidae. Gene Ontology annotation, biological process: negative regulation of transcription by RNA polymerase II.